AUGAACAACUCUUCUGAUCACGACUCCAGCGGUCUACGAACUCAAGAACCUUUAUUCGAUAUCUCCCCGUUCUUCACUUACUCAGUCGCUUCUCUGUAUAUUGUCAUCGUGGUGGUAGCCAUCAUUGGUAACCUGAUGGUCUCUUACGCUAUCCUUGCCGACAGAAAUCUCCGUAAUAACCCAACAAACCUCCUUCUCCUGUCUUUGGCAAUCUCGGAUCUUCUCACCGUAACUCUUGCCGUGCCAUUUGACAUUGAAUUACUUUUACUGAACGGAAAGUGGAAACAUGGCAAAACGAUGUGUAUUACCUUUCUGACGGUUUACCUCAUCACUGUACCGACAUCGAUCUUUACCCUUCUGGCAAUUAGCGUAGAUCGCUAUAAGACCCUCAAGGAUCCACUUGGUCGAUUUCGACGCUCGCAAUUUAUAACUCAGCGAAGAUCUUUGAUUGUUAUCGCACUUGUUUGGUCGUACUGCAUUGUGUGGGCACUCCUUCCGCUCAUAGGAUGGCAAGAUGGAAGUGUCGAGCCAAUUUACAAAGGUACCUGUUCGGUACCUUAUACCAUUUUCUACAACAUUCUCACUUCUAUCAUGAAUUUCAUCUUUCCGCUCCUUCUCACAUGUGUGUUUUACAUCCUUAUUUACCUCAUCGCUCGCAAGCACCGCAACGUUAACAAAAGAGGUGGAUUGCCGUCAACCUUUAGGCCCACUAAAGAAGAUAACAAGAUGUACUCAAGGAACAUGAAGGCAGCCAAAACGACAGCCAUGUUUGUAGUUGUCAUAUUUCUCUGCUGGCAGCCUUUCACCUACUUCAGCAUCAUUGCUAACCUAGUCGGUGAUGCACGGGACCCAUAUCCCUUUGAACUCUUUCUGGUUCUUCUUAUGUUAGGAUACCUUAACUCAGCGCUCAACCCCUUUCUGUUUGCCUUCCGUAACAAGAGAUUUCAAUCUGUAUAUCGGAAACUGCUUAGGUCGACCACACUGGGUAGGUUUAAGUUUCCCAGAUUCCAGAAGAGGAAAGCAGAGAAGUACGUCUUCAAUCGAUAA
Molecule: messenger RNA, 1047 nt
Organism: Pocillopora verrucosa
Lineage: Eukaryota; Metazoa; Cnidaria; Anthozoa; Scleractinia; Pocilloporidae
Source: RefSeq, a predicted model, not a curated record